Messenger RNA from Protopterus annectens (West African lungfish), 5300 nucleotides. RefSeq names its product paralemmin-2-like. The transcript has 7 exons. Gene Ontology annotation, cellular component: membrane. Gene Ontology annotation, biological process: regulation of cell shape. Lineage: Eukaryota; Metazoa; Chordata; Ceratodontiformes; Protopteridae. The coding region runs from base 430 to 1665 and encodes 411 amino acids. The record is from RefSeq and is a predicted model, not a curated record.
GUGCCGUUAGCUGCUGAUGAGCAGCUUCUGCUGUGUUCCCGCCGCUCUAUAGGUGGAGCAAGAAAGGCAGACUGAAAACGUCAAAGCAAGAAAAAAAAUGUAGCCAAGCAAGUGGUCUCUUUACUCAGCUGCUUUUAGUGCACAUACAUGGUUUGUGUGACAGCAGCAGCCCCUGUUAACUAACAGCAAUGAAAUGCAGUCAGUGCUGCAAGUGGGGAAGCAAACCGCCACUGAGCCAGUGACUAAAAUGAUCCUUCCCUGAGCUAGCCUUCACACACACACACUCUCUCUCUUACGCACACACAUAUACACACACUAGCUCAAAUUGUUUGACUGCAUCAGGGGAGAGGGACUUGCUUUCUGAUGUUCGUGGUGCCUGAUUUCUUUUGGUGACUGCAUUCUAUUUUUUUUUUAAUUGCUUUCCUCAGGAUGGCGGAGGCAGAAUUACACAAGGAGAGACUACAAGCCAUAGCAGAAAAAAGAAAACGACAGACAGAAAUUGAACAGAGACGACAACAGCUAGAAGACCAGAUCCUUCAGCUACAGCACUUCAGGUCUAAAGCCCUUCGUGAAAAAUGGUUGCUGCAAGGAACCCCAGUUGCAAAUGCAGAAGAGGAAGAAGCUAGGAAAAAGCAAUCCGAAGAGGAUGAACACAAGGUGAAAAGGCUGGAAGGUAGCAUCCAAAGACUGGAGCAGGAAAUAAAUCAGCUGGAGAGUGAAGAAUCCCAAAUAUCUGCCAAAGAACAAAUAAUCCGACAGAAGCUUAAAGAGACAGAGAAAUCAAUUGAGGAUCUCCAGAAGAGCCUCUCCAAGCAGCACGGAGAUGCGAUGAAUUAUAUUUACUCACAGAUUCCUGACCUCCCUGAACAACAUUUCCAGAGAAAGGACUUGAUUUUUGGGUAUGAAGGAGCAAGCAGAGGACCUGCAGUAUAUGCCAUGGAAAUAAAUGUUCAGAAAGACAAGCAGACAGGAGAAACCAAAAUCCUUUCUACCUCAGCCAUUAGUCCUGAAAGUAUCCAUCAAAGGGGAGUAAAAGUGUAUGACGAUGGCAGGAAAGUGAUAUAUGAAGUCAGCUCUGGAGGUGCUGUGGUAGAAAAUGGAGUGCACCAGCUAAGCUCCAGAGAUGUAGCCGAACUUCUACAGAAAGCAACUCAAUCAAACAGUAAGCCUGCUUCUGAAGCAGUAACUCUGUCACAAAGGACUGUACGAAUUGAUGGAAAUCCUCUGCUAAGGAAAGAGCAAAUGCUCUUCAAGGAAGCAAAAUUAGAAAAGGUACAUGGCUCUGGCUUGAGUGCAGGACAUGAAAAGGGUGUGGUUUCAGCAGAUGAAAUUCCAAACACCAAUGCUGAACAACCUGUCACAAUGAUUUUCAUGGGUUAUCAAAAUAUUGAGGAUGAAGAGGAAACAAAAAAGGUCCUUGGCUAUGAUGGGACCAUGAAGGCAGAACUGGUCUUGAUUGAUGAAGAUGAUGAGAAGUCACUACGUGAAAAGACUGUAACUGAUAUAUCAAUAAUUGAUGGCAAUGCUGCUGAUUUGGUCUCUGGAAGGCCUCAGUCAGACACAACUGAGCCCUCCAUGUCAGAAUGUCGAGAGGAAAGUGCAGCCAAGGAACCAGCGGCAGGUACAGAAAAGAAAAAGCGCUGUCAGUGCUGUAAUGUCAUGUGACCUCUCUUACUUUUCCUUGUUCUUCUUAUCUACCAGCACAUAUAGACAUACUCUCUCUUACUAACAAGCAUUUGUUUGGUACAGUGAACUGGAGGUUGGAGGGAUCUAAGCAUAUAACUACACUGUAGGCUACAGCUUAUUUUUCUCACGGCAUCAGCAAAAUAAUGUAGCAUAUAAAUGGUGAGAAAAAAAUUGAGUGAAUCAUUGUGGCAUAAAAUUUCUUUAAUGUAAAUUAGCAAAACAACAUGCUACCUUCACAGUCCAUUCCUGUUAAUUCAACUGAAUUGCCUAACUCACAACCAUUAAUGUUAAUAAUAGGAUAUGUCCUAGGAAUAGGUGAGUCCAUUAAGCAAACUGGAAAAAUAAAGGUUGUGUGGGUCUGUGGAUAAAACAUUCUGAUCAUGUUCCACAAAAAACUGAUGUGUUGGCACUGUACUUGGCAUUUGAAAUGUAUUAUAAUCCUAUAAUAUUCCAUUUAAUUAAAAUGGAAAAGGAAAUCUAGACAGAGUAUAGAAAAUGGGUAGACACUAAUACAGUGCACCACACUAGAAAAUUAAAGGGUAUAACUAAUUGUUUUAGUUUCAGUUAUUAUAUGCUUUAAAACUACAUUCGAUAGCAGCUGGUCAUGGCAAACAUAUUACUGUCAUUACAACUAGGACUAUUAGUAUGUAAAAUAAAAUAUAAUAACAAAAAGCACAGAUUGACUGAAUGUGUACCAGGGAACAUUAAUUAUCUUCAUGGCUUGCUGUUGCCGUUUUGUAAACUUCCAGUUCACAGUACUAUAAUUCUAGACUCUUACCUGAAGUUAAUGCUGAACAAAGUGAAAAUUGUACAGUGUUUAAAAGUUGCAGUAUGAUUACACUGCAGUUAUCUUUUUUAAUUUAAUGACACAAUAUGCCUUUUAGUAAUUGUGCCUCAUUUUAUUUAAUGAGCCAAAAUGGGUGGUUGUAAUAUAAAAAUGUUACUAUAUUUAAUUAAUGUGUUUCAACAGGUCCUGAAACAAAUAUUGUUUGAGUCUCCUUAGGAAAUAUUUAAUGUGAUUCAAUUUUAGGAGAUACCAUACAUUUUGAAAUGGAGAACUUCUAUCUUUCUACCUUUCUUUUUUGCAUUUUAAGAUUUUUUGACAACAUACUCAUACGACAUGACUUUAUACUUUCAAUUAUAAGAUGCAUUUGAAAUAUCAGACUUUUCUAUCUUUCAAGAUUGCAGUGGUUUUGAUAUAAGGUUUCUACUCUUUCAGAGAUGAGCUAAUAUAAAAACUGCUGCUUCACCAGUCUAGACAUAUUCAAGUCCUUCCUCUGUUCUCUUUUCUUUCUGUGUUAAUAAGUUCUAAACAUUAAAUGCAACUUUAAUUAGGGUGCACAUAACUACAGACUAAUCACAUCAGAUUAAGCUUAUUACCUGAUCGGGCAGAUCCAGCGUCUAAAAUCCAUCUUAAUAACAUACCCAAACUUAGUAAGUGUAGAAAUGAGUCAAAGUACAGAAAUAAUAUUUUAGAGACAAAACAAUUUGUACACUACGUGGUCUGAGUAAUAAAGACAGCUCCUGCUUCAUGGGUUUGAUGUAAUCAUCAUCAGCAAAGAAGCAGACAGAACAAGUAGUUGUUACUCACUUAUAUCAACGAAUUACUGCACAUUCUCCAACCAAUGGAAGAAAAAUGUGUAUAUGGGAAGAGCAAAUGUAAAAGCCAUAAAAAUCAACAGUUUUAUUUUAAUGCACGAUUAAAACAAAAAUUCAAAAAAGCAAUUUUUUCCAGCAUCUCUUCACUGAUAUUUGUAACACCAUUCCUUACGAGGAAUACAGCUGUUCAUACUCUCUAGUUAAAGAAAAUGUAUCCCAGCUAAGACGACAUGUCCUGUUUGUUUUGUACAUUGUGAUGUCCAACAAAAGUGUCUUCUCUUAUAUUUCUGUGUUGCAACCUGAUGUUGAUUAGUGAAACAGGAUGGGGCUUAUAGUGUUCUUCUAUGGGAAAUAUAACAAACCAGUUAUUUAUUUAUUUUGUCAAAAGACCCAUUUCCUUGGGAAAAGGGGAAAUAUUUUUAUAUUUUCAGGUUUAGGAGUAGCCUUCUUCCUGUACUUACUACUUGACAAAGUUCCUAUGUAUCUCAAGAACUAAAUGCAGCAAGCCUAAAGACAUUUGGGUAUCAGAAAAAGUUCAAUUUCAUCUGCAUAACAGUUUUAAAGCAAACAGACUACGUUUCUGAAAAAAGAGGUCUUAAAUGUCAGUGCUCAAUGAUCUUGUUCCCCUAUGACAAGAUAUUUUUCAGUCAUAUUCAUCCAUGUGGUAAGGAUAUUUACAUGUACUGCGGAAACCAGUGUCCUAUCAUUAGUUUUCUUCAAGGGUAACCACCAAAGGAACAGUUAGUAAUUUUUAGCAGACCAUGCUGACAGAAUACUAAAAUGAUUUUCUGAGCUGAAGACAAAUGUAGCUUGAAAUUUCAAAAUUCAGCAGUAGGUGUGCUAGAAUAAAAGUAGCUGCCAUAGUGCAACCUGUAGCAAGCACUACUUAGAAUGCUGUCUAUGAUUCCAGCAGUUACGUUAUGUGCUCCAGCACAUUCGGGGAGUAUAACUUCCUAAUGACACCUACACUGCCCAGUCAGUGGAAAGCAAACAGCAUACAGCUGGCUUGGGAUUUACAGCUGCUUUAAAAUGAAAAAUGUAAGCCAGCAAACUGUGAGGCUGAAAAAUAAAUGUAUUUAGUUAAUGCAAUGCACAAAACAAACCGAGUACACUGAGGAAGGCUGGGUUGUGUACCAGCCAAAACCGGUUUGUUUUGUGCAUUGCAUUAACUAAAUAAAUUUAUUUUUUCAGCCUCACAGUUUGCUGGCUUACACUUUUGGUUUUGGAUUUUACAUUGCUUAAGCCGUGCAAUUGCCUUUCAUGCAGGGGGAACUUUUUUUAUGCUGCUUUAAAAUGAACCAUAUAAGUAUAUUGCUUUCUCAGUAUAAAUACAUCUCACUGAUACAAUAUUUACUGUUUCCCUGUUCUGUCAAUAAUAGCACCUGCAAAAACAUGGUGUGGAAUUGUUUUAACUUACAGUGAGAUUUGUGAUUUUCUGCUGGUCUGACACUUGUCCCUGCUAAAACAGCAGUACAGCAUUUCAUAUUUUAGCAGAACUAUUGUAUGUAAAUGAUGCAGGGAUAUUAGUGUAGGUGGGCAUCCGGCUUUAUUUCAUCUCUGAGGCAGGGAAGUCGGAAUCAUGUGGGUUAUUUUCCCAAGUGAGAAUCUUGGGAUAUCUACACAGCAUAUGGGACUAAUUCUAAUACUGACACUGUAGUGAAGCAUGGCAGACAUAAGCAAAACACUUAAGUGGCACUAUAUUUCAGAUAAGGAUGCAAAUUCAUCCUCUUGCCGUUGUUGAAUUUUUCCAAAUGAGUGCAACUGCCUUUAUUCAUUAUGAUGUCCAAAUGUCUCCUGUUCUGUAAUAAAAUACCUCGUUAUUCACUGAUAAAAAUAGUUUGCAGUGAUCUAGAUGGGUUUAGUUCACGUUGUCGUAAGCUGACAAUAUCGAAUACGAUAUUGUCGGCACGACAAUGUCGAAAGUUCAGAACAUUGCGCAGGUAAAUUGAAAUCUCCGUAAGGGGAGAUUUCCGUUUACCUCAAUGUAGUGCAGUCUUGGAGUUGGUAUAUUUAAG